GGUGCCUCAAGUUUGAUCUGUGAGCAACAUGAGGAUAGUGCUACCCUUGCAGUGACUUUUGCCGUUCUCCGCUCCUGCAUGUUGCAGAUUCUCAAUUUCUGUCGUUGUCUACUCGGACACUUUGCUUCGUACCACUCAGAGCAGUCGUCUCUUCGGUUCUGCGCACCGUCACAGAAUAAUGUUCAUUAUGACGGGCUGGAGAGCAAUACAACUUGCGCUACAGAUUCAUAAGCGAAAUCACCACUCAGUCGGAAUAAUUGGUGCUCCGUUUUCGAAAGGUCAGCCAAGGGAUGGUGUGGAGAGGGGACCGGAUCUUAUUCGCUCUGCUGGAUUGGUGGAGAAGCUUAAAGGGCAAGGAUGUUCAGUCAAGGAUUACGGGAAUCUGGAAUUUGAGAGUGUGUCCAAUGAUGAGCCCGUGGGAAAGGUGAAGAGACCUCGGGCCGUGGGCCGGGCCAACGAGAAGCUCGCUGGAGCGGUACACGCGAUCAAGAAGGACGGCCACACCUGUGCGCUGCUGGGAGGUGAUCACAGUCUGGCAAUCGGCUCAAUCCUGGGACACGCGGCGGCACAGCGGGACCUGUGUGUGGUGUGGGUGGAUGCCCAUGCGGACAUCAACACCCCUCUGACCAGCCCAACGGGCAACAUCCAUGGGCAGCCCGUGUCCUACCUUGUCAGGGAGCUGCAGUCCAAGAUCCCAGUGAUGCCAGGAUUCUCUUGGAUAAAGCCCUGCAUUUCAGCUCAAGACAUUGUUUACAUUGGCCUGAGAGAUGUGGACCCAGAGGAACACUAUAUCCUGAAGUACCUGGGGAUCAAAACCUUCUCAAUGACAGAGGUAGAUCACCUGGGAAUUGCUAAAGUGAUGGAAGAGACAUGUGACCACAUAUUUUCCAAAGUGAAGAGGCCUAUCCACCUUAGCUAUGACAUUGAUGCCCUGGACCCCUCAGUGUCUCCUGCAACGGGGACCCCUGUGGUGGGAGGACUGACCUACAGAGAAGGAAUCUACAUCGCUGAGAAGAUCUGUCAAACAGGUCUCCUGUCAGCUGUAGACAUGGUGGAGGUGAACCCGAAGAGGGGCAGGACCGAGGACGAGAUCAGCUCCACUGUGAAAGCCGCUGUCGACGUGCUGCUGGCCUGUUUCGGCCGGGUUCGAGAGGGGAACCACUCCCCAGACUAUCGCAUGCCCCAGCCUUGAGCAAUGGACGACAAAACACCCAUCUCUUCACCUCAAAAUGUGCCCCCUUUUUCUCUUAACAAGCUGUUGAAACUCUUUUGUACUGAAUAUCACACAUUGCUUAUACAUCAUGGAA
This is a messenger RNA of Megalops cyprinoides (Indo-Pacific tarpon), 1307 nucleotides long. It is a transcript of the gene arg1, whose product is annotated as arginase 1. The record is from RefSeq and is a predicted model, not a curated record. NCBI's taxonomy places the organism in Eukaryota, Metazoa, Chordata, Actinopteri, Elopiformes, Megalopidae. Gene Ontology annotation, molecular function: arginase activity; manganese ion binding. The transcript has 8 exons. Gene Ontology annotation, cellular component: cytoplasm; nucleus; cytosol. The coding region runs from base 179 to 1192 and encodes 337 amino acids.